Messenger RNA from Miscanthus lutarioriparius, 564 nucleotides. Lineage: Eukaryota; Viridiplantae; Streptophyta; Magnoliopsida; Poales; Poaceae. The record is from the annotation of a GenBank genome assembly.
AUGGGUGGCGUAGCUGGUGCAGAGACGACGAAGAAGGCUCUACGGGCCACCGCCAGCGACGGCGACAGCGCGUCGGUGCCUCCGGUGGAGCAGCAGCAGCAGCAGCCGGCGCCAUUGCCCGCCGCCGGCGUCGCUGGCACCAACGCCGCCGACGGCUCUGCCUCUGCGGCGGUUCAGAGCUGCGGCGAGGAGGACGACCAAGACGACGAGCAGGUGGAGAGGUUCUACGCGCUCCUCGCCAACAUCCGUGCCCUGAGGGGCUUGUACAGCGCCGGGACCGGACCAGCAGCUUCCGGCCGUGGCAGCAGGAAGCGGGCGCGGGAGGCGGAGGCGCCGUGGACGCCGGCGUUCCGGUUGGAGGACUUCGAGGAGGAGGUCAACCAGGGCGCGGCCGACGCGCGGUGCGCGGUGAUGAACCAGGGCGACAGUGGCGGCGGCGUUGCGAGGCGGCCCAUCGCGGCCAGGGCGAGACCCGCCGUGCCCGCAGCCGACGACGACCACGAGGAAGACCAAGUAGCGCGCGGUGGGAAUAAGCUCGGUCACCGCGUCGCAGCGCGCGGAUGA